Messenger RNA from Lithohypha guttulata, 918 nucleotides. RefSeq lists its product as uncharacterized. The record is from RefSeq and is a predicted model, not a curated record. Bases 1 to 918 code for a protein of 305 amino acids. The transcript has 3 exons. NCBI's taxonomy places the organism in Eukaryota, Fungi, Ascomycota, Eurotiomycetes, Chaetothyriales, Trichomeriaceae.
AUGGACGUCAAAGCUGAGAUCGUCGACACAUUUGCGGAGCCAGGUGACGAGUUCUUCUGGUUUCGUGUUGGCUCUAAGCGGCAGUUUUUCCAGGUCGAAAGAAGUCUGAUCGAGCCCGCUUCCCCUAUCAUAGCCAGUAAGAUUAAAGACCAGGUCAACAGUGCAGAAGAGAAUACAGCAGACCUCCCGGAUAUCGAACCAAGCACCUUUGAGGUAUUUCUCACCUUUGCACGAUCCAUGAAGUCAGACUACACCACUGGUAGAGCCUCCGAGAAUGAGUUACAGUUGAACCCUUCGCCAGAACUGGGUCAACUUAUUGUAUUGCUCCUUGACUCUGGCCAAACACAUUCAAAUUCAUGCGCCCUGGCUUAUGGUCUUCUUCACAAAGUCUCAACAUAUAACAUGAAGCUAGCACCUGGUGCGCCGGCGCUUUUGAGAACGAGUCCGGAGCAUAUCAAUGAAGACACCAAUUUCUUUAGAUUCGACGUCCCUAUCCUGGCUAAGGAGGUGGCCAGUACGCUGCGGUCUUCUGCAUCUGGUGUCAUUGUUAUGGUGUCGGACGUGCUGGAACUGGCUAAACUAUGUGUCCUUGGAGAUAGAUACGAAGUACCGCAACUCAAAAGAGUGGCCAUAUUUGCACUCUUCGAAGAGCUAGCAUGGUGCGAUCUUUGGAAAAGACCUCAAUAUGUGGUUCAGCUAGUUGAUUACAUCUAUGACAACACCGCUGACUCCGGUUUCAGCAGCCAGUACAACACGAAGCACAUCCUGCGGAGAAUGAUCUCGUGUUACGUGGCGUUUCAUGCUCGUGAGCUGCAAAGCUUUCCGGCAAUGGCAGCUGUGCUGUGCAGUGGACGAGAGGUUUCCUCCGACGUCUUCAUGGCCAGUACCAGAAUCAGCGCUGGUGGUGACAAGGAAUAG